Pocillopora damicornis (cauliflower coral) is the source of this 2964-nucleotide messenger RNA. Its product is annotated as sushi, von Willebrand factor type A, EGF and pentraxin domain-containing protein 1. NCBI's taxonomy places the organism in Eukaryota, Metazoa, Cnidaria, Anthozoa, Scleractinia, Pocilloporidae. The record is from RefSeq and is a predicted model, not a curated record.
UGAUUUAACAAAUGAUACGAUAUGGGUAUCUGACUUUGAGGGAAGAAAUAGGCGUAUGGUCAUUUCUUCAGAUCUUGACACGCCUACAGGAAUUGCUCUCGACCCACACGAGGGAUUGAUGUUUUGGAAUGCAUGGGGAAACGCCUCGAAAGUCGAGAAAUCAAACUUAGAUGGAACCCAACGUUUUGCUAUAGUAACGUCACAUCUUACUUGGCCAAGUGGUAUCACUCUUGAUCGACGAAACAAACUUGUUUACUGAAUCACGUGCCCAGGAUUGCCUUCACCAACAAACGGAACAAAACUUGGAUGUUCAGGGAAUGCAACUGAGUUUUAUGAUAUAGUCUGUCAGUUUGAGUGCAAUAAUGGCUAUAUAGGAUCUGGUUCUCAAAUAAGAAGAUGUCAAGAGAAUAAAACUUGGAGUGGUGAAGAGUUUGUCUGUCAAAGAAUCACGUGCCCGGGAUUGCCUUCACCAACAAACGGAACAAGACUUGAAUGUUCAGGGAAUGCAACUGAGUUUUAUGAUACAGUCUGUCAGUUUGAGUGCAAUAAUGGCUAUGUAGGAUCUGGUUCUCAAAUAAGAAGAUGUCAAGAGAAUAAAACUUGGAGUGGUGAAGAGUUUGUCUGUCAAAUUGUUACCUGCCCAAUGUUAUCAUUACCGACCAAUGGUGUAUUCUUGGGAUGUAACACUAAUACGACGGAGAUGUUAUAUGGCACAGAAUGCAGCUUCUCUUGUAAAGAAGGAUCUGUAGCGACUGGUUCAACAAGAAGGAGAUGUACGGAAAAUGGAAACUGGACUGGAACAGACCUUGAGUGUACAGGUAUAAGAGAUCUGGCAAAACUCUGAAUCAUGAAAAAUUAAAAUAAUCAUAAGUGCCAUUCGAGAAUCCCGCCCACUUAUUCGAUUGGCGAUCUUGAUAAUUAAACAAUUCAAGGCCAUCGAAAUUUUUUUAUGGUUCGCACAAAGUUGCAGCAAUUUUUUGUUAUGUUUAUGCGGUCCAUCUUACAAAUCGAUAAUUCAUCGAUCAUUGAUGUACCAUCGUUAAACGCUAGAUAAUAACUUGACCAUCUGGAUCGCCAGUCGAUACAGGUUCGUCCACAGUACUUAUGCUCGCAAUCAUUUCAGAUCCGUAGUUGAUCUUAAUUGUUGCAGCAGACUUUAUUAUGACUUUGAAGUUGAUUUAAUAUAUCCCUACAUGGAUUGGUCAAUCGACAUACGAUCGCACCAUGUAAAAAAAUUGACGAUAUUAGAUCACGAGUCGAUGAAAGAUCGUCGAUAGUCUUAUGACUGGGAUUCGCAAUCAUAGUUGAUCGCUACAGUCGAUCUAAUAUCGUUGCGUAUUCCUUUUUUAUGGCUACACGGUCCAUUUCGUAAGAAUCAAUCGACGUGGAAUUGAAAGACGCAUUAAUUUGACGAUCAUAGAUCGAGUCGAUACAAGAUCGUCAGUGGUCUUAGUCUGGCAUUUUCGUAACAUUCUUUGCUAUGGCUUCGUGGUCCAUCAAAUUUAUCUGUACCUGAAGCGAUCGAUGCGCGAUUGUGAAUCGCACAUGAUAACUUGACGAUCUUGGAUCAUUAGUCGAUACAAGAUCCUCGAUAGUCUUAUCAUUUGCAGUGAUUUUAGAUCGCAGUACUCGAUCUAACAUCGUUGUGUUACUAUUCUGUAUUGCUUAUGUCGGCUGAUCCUAUGUAUCUGUGCAUGAAUCAGUCGACUCAAGGUUCAUCAGUAAGGAGAUGCAUGGAAAAUGGAGUUUGAAAUGGAAAAGAUUUUGAAUGCACUGGUGUGAAUUUCUAGUCACUUUGCAUCAUAAAAUUGAAACGAUCAUAACCAUAGUGUCCAAGUGGUAAGGCGUCCUAGUGCGGAAUCUGAAGUUCACUGCGGGUACGAUUCUUCAUGGGAGGUCAGAAUUUUUUCUGUCACACGCGCGUGACAAGGCAAAAACCAUCUUUCUUAGAAUUAACGUGGUUUAAUCGCAAAUUUUGACCUCUUCUUAAUUUGAUGAAAGUCUUGGAUCACUGAUGAUUCUAAGAUCUUCAAUAAUCAGUUAUUUCUUGGUUCACCAUGACUGUGGAUGACAACGGUCAGGCGGUCAGAAAUCAUUGACGUUUUAGAAUGGAUGGCCACGCCGUCUCUCUUGCAUCUACAGAUGAAUGAAACGACUCACCUUCUUAGUAUGCAAAUUUAUAGGCGAUUUUGGAUCGAUACAAGAUCAUCUAUCAACUUUUUCUGCUGUGCCAAGUUUGUAGAUCGCGAUGAUUGAUCUAAUAACAGCGCAGUAUUUUUAGUAUGGAACGCAAUCAUUCUUAGGCAUCUCAAAGAGAGAGAUGCAUGGAUCUUUUGUCAUGCGAUCAUCACUAAAGACAAAUUGAUAAUGAUCGUCUCUGUCGGUAGUAUCGUUCCUGUUCCAAGUAUCGUUGACCCAGUGACGAUACAUUCACCAUUCCUCCCUUUGUUUUCUCUUCGGCUUUUUUCUUUUCCUAGUUAAUAUUUAAAGUGCCUCUCAAUCGAGCCUAUCCUAGUGGUUCUUAUAUUCCUCAAUCAUAUCUUCCCUCGAUUUUUUUGCAAGAGGUAAGCCUCUCAUCUUCCCUUUUACUUAAGUUUUACCUGAACAGUUAUAGCUGACUGCAUCUUGUUUGCAUGUAAAGGGGGCUUAAUCUUUAUUUCUAGUGACUCUCUAGUGACUUCUCAAGUGACCUUCGUGGAAACAUAUCUAACAUUUGCUAACAUUUUUCAUACUGAGAAUGGUCUUAUGAAUGAAAGGUCAAUAUUUAUAUUUAUGUUAUCACUGAUUUUCUUUUGAGAUUUCUUUUUCUGAGUUUAAUUCGGUCAGUAAAAUCUUCAGCGGGAAACUUCUGGAAAAAUAAGCCCCUUGUAAGUCUUCUGUAAACACCUACAAUGGUCAGAUGAUGGUUGGGAGGAACUCAAUAUCAUGCUCUCACAAGAUACAGGAUGCCUUUGGAGUUUUAGC